CCUACUUUCUAAGGAUAAACCCUAGAUCCGCCAUAUUUUGUGAAAAAAUUUUAAGUAAUUGUAAUCAAAUAAAACAAUAAGGGACGAGCUGUUGUUCUGUCUUGUGGUUUCGAAAUGGAAGAGUUUGAACUUACUGAUGAUCCUGAUGAAAAUCAAGAUGAUUCAGACCACAAAAAAUUAAUAAACCAGAUGCUAAUCAAGCAGUGGCAAAAUGAAAUUUUCUGUGAUCUUUCCAUUAAUCUAAGAGAUACAUCACUUAAAGUUCAUGCUUGGCUUGUGUUUGGAAUUUGCCCAAGCUUACAAGGAAUACUGGAAAUUCAAAGUGGAAAUUUUGGAAGCUAUAUUUUGAAUCUGGAACAGUUUUCCAAAAGUGCAUUUGAUCCUGUGAUUAGAUUUAUUUAUACUGGUAUUCUAGAUCUAGAACAGGAAUCAAGAGAUAACGUAAUAAACAUUAAGGAUGUGGCACAUUUCAUGAAACUUAAAACCAUUGAAGAUAGAUGUCAAAAGUAUUUAACAAAAUGCCAGGAAACAAAUGAACUAGUAAAGACCAAUGAUACAGAUUUGGAGGAGGAUACAGCAACUUAUGAAGUAAAUAAACAAAGUUCUUACCAAGUAGUAAGACCUAGAAGAAAAAGUAAAAGAAAAAAUAACAAAUGGGGGCCAAUAAAAAUCAGACAAAAAUGCACCGUUAAAAAACCAAUAAAAACAAAAUCUUCUGAAGUCGCAGAGAAAAUUAUGAAACAAGAAUCUAAGUGUACAACUUCAAGCCUAGUCUCUCUUGAGGAAAAGUUAAAAAGACCGGACACAGAAGAAACAAAUGCAGACGCCAGCGAUAGUGCAGACAUUGUGGAUCUACCCAUCAAGAUUAGACUAAAAAGAACAAGAUCGAGAAAAUCAAGCCCAAUAAAAAUAGAUCUCAGUCAAAUAAUCGUCAAACAAGAAGUGGAAGAUGUUCCAGAAAUAGAUGAGUCAUCAGAAUAUUCUUGUGAAAUUUGCGAUUCCUUCUUUGGCUGCGUUGAGGAGCUAAUAUUACAUCAAAACACACAUGGAUCUCCAUAUGCUUGUGACAUAUGUGGUAAGGGCUAUAAAAUGAAGUCACAUUUAACACAUCAUAAAAGAGUCAAACAUUUGCAUUUGGAGCACCUUAUUUGUCGUUUUUGCGGAAUCAAAAUGCAAGCAGAAACAUUGUUACGGAAGCAUUGUCAAAGUGAACACAAUGAAACAAGACCGUUUAAAUGUAAUCAUCCUGGAUGUGAGUACAAAGGGAAAAGGCAUGAAUUUCUUCGUAGACAUAAACAGACACAUCAAGAAGUUUAUGAUUACACUUGUGAAAAUUGUGGUAAAACUUUCUCUCAAGUAAAUGGAUUACAGAGUCAUCAUCGAGCAUGUUAUAAACUGCGCGAGUAUUUGUGUGACGUUUGUGGAAAAGCUUUUAAUCAGUACAGCGGUAUGGUUUUACAUCGUCAGUCCAUGCAUUUCGGAGAGAAGCCAUUUCAGUGUAACGAGUGCGGAACAAAAUUCUCAGAUCCUAGAAAUCUAAAACGACAUAAACUAAUUCAUGAAAAUGCCUUUCCCUUUUGUUGUGAAAUAUGUGGAAAUCGCUUCCGCCAUUCUAAUUCCUUAAAAGAUCAUAUGAAAAGACAUACUGGUAAAAAUUAUGAUCAAGUUCAAAAUAAGAAAAUGAUCAUAAACAAUUUACAAUCAGAAACAAUGUUAACAAUGAAUGCAACAGGGGAGUUAAUCCUGCAGAACUCAAUUAAUUCUAAUUCACUAGUGCCUAAUGAUGUACCCCAAAUAGCCUGUACAAGUCCCUCCGGAGAAAUAGAUGUCACUUCAACUAGUAAAACAAUUUGUCAUGACUUGGGUAUAGUAGGGCAGUAAAAUUCAAAAACAUUAUAUUAUUUAUUAAAUAACCCCUUAGGCAAACCCAAAAGGUAUAAACCAUAUUGCACAUCUUGCUAUACACGAACUCUAAUGUCUAAUACAUUUAUAUAUAUAUACCGGUACAUGAAACCUUUUAAAUCUUAGAGCCCAUUCUACAGUAUAUUGUUGCAUUCUGACACAAAAGAUUUGGUGUAUUUUGGGACUAAAUUACUGUUUGUUAUCCGGUUAUGUUUUGAAGAUGGACCACCAUUAAAUAUACAGACUGUGAAAUAAAAUAUAAUCUAUUUUAAUCAUGUCAAGACAUGGUCAAAAUUCUAUUUUCAUGUAGUAAAGCUCCAAACUGAUUCAAUUAACAGAGGCUUCUAUUUGCCAUAACUUUUUAUGAUACUGUUUUAACUUACUCAUCCAUGUGGAAUAGACUAUAUCCAUGUUGAAUAGGCUACAUCCAUGUUUAACAGGCUACAUCCAUAUGGAAUAGGCUACAUAAAUAUGGAUUAUGUAUGUCCAUGUAUAUGUUUACCAGUAUACAUAUAUUUAUAGACUUCACUGGUUUCAUUGGGAUAACAUAAAAGUCAACCGAUAUUUAACCAUACUGUAAAAUUUUUACCUAAAAUAUGGAUGGCACCAGACAGAUGACGUCACAUUUAUAUAGUAACACUUUUAUCAGCUUUGCUACUGGCUCAUGUAAAAUUGUUAUUUAGUUUUCUAAAAAUAUAUUUUGUUGAUAUUUAACAAUCUUUAACUUGUUUUAAACUUUUUAUACGCCCACAUUUUCAUGUGGACGUAUUAUGCCGUCACCCCUGUCCGUCCGGACGUCCAGAAUUGUUUGUGGACUCUCUACAGGUCACAAUUCUUAUCCGAUUUUGACGAAACUUGAAAUAUAGGUUUAUCCCCAAAAUAUCUUUUCUGCUUUCGAUAUUGGCAUGUAUCGGAUCGAAACUUCAUGGAUUAUGGCCCCUGAUUGUACGAAAAAUCACGUUUUUAUAGAGGUCACAAUUUUUAUCCGAUUUUUUUUAAACUUGAAAUGUAAGUUUAUAACCCAAAGAUUUCAGUUCCUUUCGAUAUUUGCGCAUAUCGGACCGUAACUUCCUGAAUUAUGGCCUCUGAUUGUACGAAAAAUCGCGUUUUUAGCUUGUGGACCCUAUAGAGGUCAUAAUUUUUAUCCGAUUUAAAAAACCGUAUUAUUAUAUAACACAAAGAUCUCAGUUUCUUUCGAUAUUUGCGCAUAUCGAAUUGUAAUUUCCUGAAUUAUGGCCCUUGAUUGUAGGAAAAAUCACUUUCUUGUUAGCUUGUUCUCUAUCCAACUCUCGAAAAUGUGGGCGUAUCCUGCCUGGCAGUCGCUGAUUUGUAUUAUUGUUAAAUUUAUGAGCUUUCUUUGUUUAAAAAAAAAAAAAUGUAAAAUUGCAGAAGAAAUUUGUGCAGUGCAAAAAUCAGAAAUAGACAAAUUUGUGACAGACAAAAUGACAAGCCAUCAGAGGAGUAGUGUCUGUGAAAGAUGACUGAUUUCCAGGCUUGACAAUAGAUCUGUAUCUCGGUAUUGUUUAAGAGUCUUAAGACUAUAUUUAAGCUUGUUUAAGAUGUUAGUAUAUAUAAUAUACACUAAUAGCUGUUGUUUUGUUUUCUUUAUUAUAUUAUUAUUUCUGCUUGUUUUUUGUUGUA
This is a messenger RNA of Patella vulgata (common limpet), 3543 nucleotides long. RefSeq names its product zinc finger protein 836. Lineage: Eukaryota; Metazoa; Mollusca; Gastropoda; Patellidae. The record is from RefSeq and is a predicted model, not a curated record. The coding region runs from base 115 to 1881 and encodes 588 amino acids. The transcript has 2 exons. Gene Ontology annotation, molecular function: DNA-binding transcription factor activity; RNA polymerase II cis-regulatory region sequence-specific DNA binding; protein binding. Gene Ontology annotation, biological process: regulation of transcription by RNA polymerase II.